This is a messenger RNA of Porites lobata, 11281 nucleotides long. NCBI's taxonomy places the organism in Eukaryota, Metazoa, Cnidaria, Anthozoa, Scleractinia, Poritidae. The record is from the annotation of a GenBank genome assembly.
AUGGUAGUUGAUGUUAGCUGUGAUCCCAACAGUCCAUAUAAUCCCCUGCCAUUCUACAAUUCAGCAACAACAUUUGAUCAGCCAUGCGAGAGAGUCAAACUUUUGAAGUAGGUUUACAUUAACUCAUGCCAUGAGGGGAGUGAAAAUUUGAGUGAAAUUGUUGCUGUUCUUCAAGGAGGCAUGACCUCUAGCUCUCCAAUGCCUGUUAUUAAUUUGUUAUCCUUCUGUAGCUUUUAUACAGUCUCCCGCCUCAUGAAAUUCGUAGUGAGUGCAUCUUUAACAGGUGUUAUGGAUCAUGGCCUUAACUGACAGCACAGUUGCUGUUCAAUAUGGGUGAAAGUGUUAAAAUUGCUAAUAAUAUAAAAAAAAUCCCUUGAAGACUGACUAAACAUCCCCCCCCCCCUAACUGCUCCCCCCAUUAUCUACUAUAUAUCACAUGAUACUGGUCCCAGUUUAUCAAAAGUUAGAAUGCACUACCCAUCCGAUAAAUUGUCCUGGUACGUAUUAGGGACUCUAACUUGUUUAGCCUGCUAGCAAGCUGUCCAAUUAUGGCAAGUGAAGUGAACUGCAAAGGAAUGUGCAAGCAAAUUGCCAACCCUAGCUCACAUUCGCGUCAGUCUUUCGGGGGUGGCUCUCGCAUGACUUUUGCCACUCCCUUAAAUGGAGAGCUUACUCGUAGACUAUUAAGAAAUAAUUCCACGAGUGUGCUUUGGAUAUGAGAUGGUAGAUAGCCAAAGAGGUGCGUAGCAUAUUCAACAAGUGCGAGUGGAAUAACUGUUUUAGUAAAAACGGCCACAUAAUAUCGAGAAUUCUCUCCGACUUUAUUUGUAAAAACAACCGAUUUUCAGCUUGUUUUUAAUUUUGACAAAUUUGGAGAGCAUGGUAUAAUCGCUCACAUACCAUGAUGGCUAAGCCAAUCAGAGCUCUAGAAUUGCAUUAUCCAAUGAUUCAGUUUUUAAUAAAACCCAUUAUCAACUGGAAAGAGAUUUGUAUAGUGGACAACACUAUCCACCUUUUGAAUAACUGGGGCCUGGUGUUUCACUAGAAUGCAACUUGUCAUUGCUCAUUUGAGCAGUUGGAAUAUGUAAACGUUAUGAUGUUGUUCAAAUGGUGCUUCAUGCAAAUUGAGCAUGAUUCGGCUCUGUCUUUUUCAGCUCCAGUAAGCCUGUUGAUGUCUCAGCUAUAGACCACUUGCCUUCUGUUUUACCACGUGAAAGUAGCGAACGAUUUGCCAACAAAAUGACACCUUACUUGCUUAAAUUAGAUAAGGUAUGUAAUAUUACAGAGACCACAGAGUAUACCGUAAAAUUCCGAAAAUAAGCCCCGGGGCUUAUAUUUUUGAAAGGCCCUUUUUGACGGGCUUAUCUACGGAGGGAAAUUUGCGUUUCUAAAUCGAUUGGGCUAGCCUCAUAGUUAGACUGAAAUUUACCGUUUUUGCUUUGUUUUGCUUUGUACUUGAGGGCAAUUUCCAAGUUCAAGCCCCCCCGGGGGGGGGGGGGCUUAUAUUCGGAGGGGCGAUUUAACGGACGGUUUUUUGCGUUCGAGUUUGGGGGGCUUAUAUUUGGAGGGGUUUAUACAUGGAGGGGCUCAUUUUCGGAAUUUUACGGUAAUUUGAUUGGUGGGGCUAAUGUAAGCGCAAGCUGAACUAGCGUCCUUCUCAAAUCGACGGCAAUGCUUUUUGUCACCCUUUUGUUAGUUUCCCGCACAGAAACGUAUAUUUAUAACACAAUGUGUUUGCUUUUAACGCAAAUAUUAGAAGCACGUUUGUAAAUGCAAAAGAAAAGAAUCGGGCAAAAUUAUUGGUGGGGAUAUACAGUCAACUCUCCAACUCCCAGGCAAAAGUAAAUUACAGACGUUUGACUGAAAUAAACUCCCGCUAUUACGGACUCUUGCUAAUGAGGACACUAGCUCAAGGUCGUUACAAUGUCCGCUAUAUUAAAAGGAGUCGACUGUAUAUCCACCCAGCUCCAUGGCUCCGUGAUCCCUGCAUGUAUUAUGAAUCUAUCCUUACUUAAAUGCAGCAAUUGCUGUUUACUUAUCAGGUAAUUAACUGAAUUAAGUGAGUGGUAAAGCUUUACAGUGUUUGAUUUUUUUUCAGGAUCCUGUUUGGGCCAGAACCAAGACAAUGUUUGAUAAAAAAGCAGAAGAAGCUAAAAGAUUGUUGGAUUCAGGCUGUUAUCAGUGAAAUGAAUUAGCGAUUUUUCUUACGCUUAAUUUAAAAUUGUUAGGUAGCAGCUGGUCUGAUAUUUGUAAAAAAUAGCUUUUAUGAUCAAGAUUAAAUGAAAUUUGAUUGCACGUUGUUGUGAACAACAUGCAUUUUAAGCUUAACUUAUUUCAGCUUAUUGCCAUGGCUCUAUUAACUUGUCAAGUUUUGAAACUUUAUCUUUUAUUUAACUAGGUCGGUCCUUAAUUAGAAAAUAAAGAAUUAAAUAAUUGAAUAAACAAAGUGUUCCCAGAUUCUUGUGCCUUUUUCAAGUUCAGGCUGUGUCACAUUUUGUGUCUGUGAUGGUGAUUAGCCGAAGUGGCCUUCGCAGUAGCCUGUUCCGUUUUUCAGAUAGUGGGGGGUGGCGCCUUCUGCCCAGCCUGCGUAGGGUAAGGGGAUCGGUAGUCUGCAUAGCAGACGCUUGGAAGAAAUGGGUGCGAGAAAAAGAAGAAUAGGGAGCAAGAGAGUUCUCGCUCUCCCCCUUCCCCUCUCCUUUUUGGCGCGCCUGGAACUAGGCUAUCCUCGCUGUGAUGAAUUGCGGUCGUUUUGCCCGUAAGUCGAUUCGCCCGAAGGCGCUCGCUAGGACUGAAGUAGAUUCGCCCGAUGACAUACAACACUCUACAACAUGGUGAACCUACUUCUCCGAGAUGUUAUCUUAGUAAUCCUUAGAUUCCACAAGUGCAGUUACUGUCUUUCUAUGCCUAUUCCUAUUUCUCGCUUAAAGAACGACAAAUACACAUCGGGCGAAACGAACCGAUACCGCUGUGAUUACUGUAGGUAAGCUAGUUGAAAAAGAACUUACUUGAAACACCCCCUUGAAAUACUUUAAAAAUAACACAAACGAGGGGCAGUCUCGUUAAUGGCCUUGUUUUUCGUUGACUAUCUCCGUGUUACUGUAUUCAAUCAAAGUAUGACCCUGUAGAGUGGGAGUCAUUGGUUCGUCAAUACUUGUUUGAGAAUUUUUGGAUGACUUUUUGAAUGUUUAUAAUAAAUAAAAAUUACAGGUGGGGUGGGGUGGGGUUGUUUACACUUUUGGAAAACUUGAAAAGAUUGGAUGUGGCGGUUGUUGAAAAUUAAAAUAUUAAGUGAAUUAUUAGUCGAGAAGGACCAGAUAGUCAAACAACACAACAAGGUGCAGAUGUCGACGUGACUGUAGCCGCACUAACGUGUAAAUGAACAUUUUUCAUCACAAGGCUGGUAUUGCGAUGAAGGGGCACUUUUAGCCACAACAAAUUUUAACUGGAAUGUUCAAUUUGUCGCCUUGGCUUCAUCAAGUCUUCUGUUAGUUUUCUUUCAAAUGUUGCAGUCUGUUCUCGAUCAACCGUGACUAUUGCCAGUGUAUUGCUAUUUGCUACCAGGUACAGUUUUUACGGCCAUCUUCUUCUAUUUUUACUUUUACAAGUUUCCAUCUUGCCCCUAGCUAUAUGUACUUUCCGCCGUAUCAGUACGUGAGUGGCCUUUUGGGCGUGGUGAGUUGAAAUUGAGAGCGGCCUGGGAAUGUCCCGACCCAGGCUCCUAUUCUGUUAUCCCGCGAGAAAACAAACAUUUCGACGACGUGCGGUUGGUCAUGGCGGUACAUUUAUGGCUUAGAGCAGAAACGAAACCGAAUGAAAGACGCACUCAUAUCACACCAGAAAGGUGCAAAGAUCUAGUCCAAGCAGGUAAGAAGAAUCUAAGAGCCCUCACGCUUUUCAAAAUUGUGUAUAACAUCCCGUCCCCAGCAUCCGCGUUUUACUCGUAUUGUUGGACAUUCCAUAUUUUUUAGCAGCAUCCCCUGUUAAAAGAUGGCUGAAAUCCGUACCCUCAGUAAUAAUCGACGCCCUUUGCAAAAUGAAAUCCGAAGGGUUAAAUUGGUAAGAUUUCAGUACAGCCCUGUGCAUUUUAAUAAUAUGCAUGCAGCAAUAUACCUUAAUCAUGCAGCAAUAAUCACGCAAAUAGCAAUUAAUGUGGAAUAAAGUCAUAAUAAACGUAUGGGACUGAGCGGAAAUCUUACUAUAAAUUGGCUUCCUAAGUUUCAGUUCUUUUGCCGGUGUGCAACAAACGCAGACUGCAGACUUGCAGACUGGCAGGUAAAUGAGGUAAACAUUGUCGUGAAAUGCUCUAACAGAUUCCCUAUCCCUAAACUAGAUUUUUAGAAGACUUAAAGUUUAGGGAUAGGGAAUCUGUUAAGGCAUUUCACAACAAUGUUUACCUCAUUUACCUGCCAGUCUGCAAGUGUGCAGUCUGUGUUUGUCACACACUGUUCUUUUGCUACAGUCUUGGUAAUCCAUUGGGCUAUUCCACCCCUGUACCUUAGGGAAGUUCAGGUCCAUUUUGCUACCCUGUUCCUGGGGGUGGGACUCCCAUAUAAACAUGACAGGGGUUCUCGUCAUCUUGCGUAGGGGUUUAAAUUGCAGAUUUUGGUCUCACUUAGGGUGUUUGCGAUGGAAAUUCACUGUAUAUUUUCCCAUUCAGGCAUGCUUAAGGCUGUCCAUUAAGAAAUUUACCAAAAAUGCCUUGACACUGGCCACAAAGAAAUCUAACUUUUAAAAAAGAACACAACAUCCCUUGCAGGACACAAAUCUAUUUCUGUUGUUGGUCUCUUGUAGGGGUCAGUUUAAGCUUGAGCCACAUCCACAGUGCUCUCCCUUAGGGGUUUAAUUUUAAUUUUCGAACAAGCAUCCCUGUCACUUUUAUAUGGGAGUCCCACCCCACGCCCUGUUUAAGACAAGAGACCUUUUGUUGUGACCAUGAUAAAGAGUGCAUCUCCCAACCUGGGCUGCACUCCUCUUAGUGAAGGCUAUAGAACACUCCUAGGGGAAGGGGUGAGUCUUCACAAGUCAUUUCUAAGGGGGAAGCUAUGUGUUGGCACUUGAAUCUUUGUUUUUUUAGGUUGUGAAACACAUAAAUAAUUUUUGUGUGUUACAACCUAGUAGUUGUCAGUCUGGAAAGUUGCAGUGGUGGGGGGGAGGGGGGUUGGGUCCCAAUUUAGAUGAAGUGGGCUUUCUAGUAGUUUUUAGAAUUUCACUUGUGAGUAAAUCAAUUAUUAUUAUUAUUAUUAUUAUUAUUAUUAUUAUAAUAAUUAUUAUUAAAUGAUACUACUCAUUUUAGGUAUCUUUCUUCUUGUCAUUACCACCAGAUUAACAGAAGCAUAACUUACCUUUAUGUUUAAGGUUUUAAGUUGACUGUAGAGAAGUCGGAUCAGCGUAUCUUCAAGGAUGAGGAGUAUGCUAGGUAAAUUAUUGUCUGAGACUGGUUUUAUACAUGGUGUUGCACUUUUCUGUCAACCUCUCUCAGUAGUAAUGUCUUCUUUUAUAAACUACUCAAUUUAUUAUGUAUACAGCAUUCCUGGUGUGGAGAUGGCUCCAUUAGGCUCCUGGACAAGUGCUCCUAAAGGUGCAUUUAUUGUUGGCUUAAAAGAACUCCCAGAAACCGAUGAUCCAGUCACCCACAGGCAUAUCUUUUAUGCUCAUGCGUAUAAGGUAAGAAAUGUACACCAAUCAGCCGUAACAGGUUCUGGCAUGAUGAUCCAACUUUAGAAAGUUGUUGAUAUUAUUUUUAAUUUCAUGAGAGCAGCUGAGGGCAAAUACCCAAAAUGGAGUUAAAUCCAGUAAUCUCUCAGUAUACAUGGUUAUUAGGAGCUCUAACCUCAUGUAAUUGCUCUGUAUUGUGAUUUGCCUAAAAUAGAACCCCACAGUUUCCAACUUUAAAGUCACUAAUUUCUUUAAUGUCUUGCUCAAUGAAUCUUUCUUUUCUCCUCGUGACAAAGGACCAAACUGGAUGGGCGGAGCUACUUUACAGGUUUGUCAGAGGAGGGGGAAGCAUUUAUGACAUUGAGUUCAUGUGUGAUGACACAGGUAAGGAAUUGAAACCUGAAAAUAGUUACAGUCAACUCUCUGUCUUAACAGACACCUCGGUAAAACAAACACCUAGCAUUGGUUUGAUCCUCCCUUUCUUUACCCCCCUUUAUUUAAGUAUUGGUCCCAAAGAUGUCCAUAUUAAAGAGAGUUGACUGUAUUAAAGAUUCACCGUUGUUGCUUCUCAGUGUAUGGUUUGUUUCCAUUUACAGUAUAUGAAAGGAUUAUAAUCACAAUUUGGUUCCACAAACUCCUCCCAGCUUCAGAAUCUCCGGUGCCCUCCCAUGGGGAUUUGUGGGUGGGGUACCAAUAUUUUCUUGAACCUCGUGGACACAAUGAAUAAGAAAUAUCACUCAAGAGAGUUGCAUGUUCAACUAAAUCUGAUCUCACUGUUGUGUUACAAGGUAAAUGUGUGGUUCCUGUGUUUUCUACCAUGGCUGGACUGUGUGGAAUGGCUGUUGGGGUUAUUGCCUGGUGUCACCAACAGUUAAAGUAAGUUGUCUAACUCAUAAUCUUUCAUGUAAAUUGUCACUUUUAAUAAAAUAUGAUUAUUAUUUCAUCCUUGUGUAGCAUUUUACAGGGGUGGGAAAACAUCCCAUCUAGUUGCGUCCAGGACUAACAUGCUAGAUUCUCAUGCUCAGCAAGUAACUUUUUAUGCACACUUGCCCGAGGGCCAUUAGAUAAGUUAUCUGUUAUUAAAUUGGCAACUAUAAGACAAGCAAGCAAUGGCCCCAGGCGAGCAAAUAUGUGAGCUGCUUUGGAAUGUAAGUAUUUUUGGAGCCCUGGACCAAAAUUCCGAGAACUUUUAGCUGAUUGUCUUCUUCAAGCCCCGACCUGCAGGAUCCCCACUAACAAACAAAUAGGCCUAUGCCGUCCAAUAUUUCCUGUAUUUUAUUAAACCUGCUUGGCAGGUGCUGGAAAAAGGGAAAAAACUGCAAGUUCCUUUCCUGAACUGUAUAAUUUAAUGACACAACAAUAGUGUCUGUUUUUCUUUCUAGUCCAGUUGUUGCCCUUCCAUCAGUUUCAGCCUAUGACAAUGAAGAAAGCAUGCUGAACUUUGUAAAAUCUCAACUGCAAGACAUCGCUAAGAAGAGAGGUAUUAUAUGAUGUUAUUGGCAAAAUUUCUUAGAACUUUAUUAUUAAUCUUGUUUUCUCUAAUACACUCAUUUUUUUUGUAAGCUUGCCAGUGAUAUCAUAAUUGGCAACAGUUAUUUCUUGCAUUUCUAGUUAAAACAUUUCACACUCCAUCUGACAUAAAGGCUUGAGCUAGCACUUGAAAAGUCACACAUUAGUUCCUAAAUUACAGGGCUCUUUCACUUUCCCUAAGUAAUUAGUGACCAUCUCCAGCUAAUGUGAAACCUAACUAAUUCUUUCCACAUAGAAAAAUGAUUAUUUCCUCAAGAGGAUCCGGACAUGACUUUUCUUCCUUGUAUGUAUUUAAAUAAUAAAAAGAUAAUGGCAACUUUUGCAGGGGUGGCUGAAGUUUUUCCUCGGAUCCUUGUGGUUGGUGCCUUAGGUCGGUGUGGCAAAGGUGCUAUUGAGAUGCUUCUGAAAAUGGGAAUUCCUAAGUAUGUCUCACUUACACCUGUAUAGUGUGUGCAUUUUCUUCUAGUGAAUAUUAUUCUUUCAUUCUUUUAUAAUUGUACACAACUUAAAGACACGCAAUUUUCCAGAUCAUUACAUGUCAGUUGUUUACUCCACUGAUUUUAACAACAGCUUGUAAUUUCUUUUUGUGACGGAAGAUCAAAUAUUGCAGAGUGGGAUAUAGCUGAAACAAGGGCUGGGGGACCAUUUCCAGAGAUUCUGCAGUACGACAUCUUUGUGAACUGUAUAUUACUCACUGAGGUACUAGUGUUUAACUUAGAAAAUUCCCCACCCCCUCCCCUUCACACUCUAACUACCUGAGAUACCCUGUUGAACGUGAUUUUUUCUACUUGGUAAAUGGUGUAAAAAGAAAUUCUGGUAGCAUAUUGAUAUGUUGUUAUGUUUUUUAUGCAUUAGAAAAUCCCCCCGUUCAUUACCAAGGAAAUGUUGGACACAGAUGAAAGGUAAUGCACCUAUCAAUGUAAACCCCUUGGGAGGGGGGGGGGGGAGUGCGGGCAAGGGGUGGGGAUUUGACAAAUUUUUAAAAUUUUUGGUUAAAAUUCCCCAGGGUGGGAAACGAAAGGUCAAUCAAAAGUGUCAAAAAAGCCCCCACCCCAGGGGAAAAAUCUAAACAAACAGUACUAUAAUACUAUAUAAAACGAAUAAAAGAUCAUUUCAAAAGUACGUUCUUACUACUUUUAUUUAAGGUUAAACGUAAGUUUAUACCUGCCAACUCUCACGCCUUAGGCGUGAGACUCACGCCUGCGGGUUGAAAACUUCGAUCUCACGCCGGCUCACGCUUGCGGGCCAAUUUCUCACGCCUGAUAGAAAAAUGUGAGUUGUUGCCGUCUUGCUUGACACAAUUCCCAAAAAUAUGUUAACUCAGACACGUGUAAGGAACGAAAACCAUGUGUAAAAUGAAUAAAUGACAAUACCUUCCUCGCGAUCUCUGAUUUUGUGGAUAAGCGUUUUCUCGAUAACUUCGCCUUCGGCAGACUUCGGACUUCUCCGGAAGACUUCGAACUUCUUCGGAAAUCUUCGGAAAUGAUCGUGUCGUCUUCAAAAAUCCCAGCACUCCCAGGAUAAAAAUCUCACGCUUAUAUCUCAGAAAAAGUUGGCAGGUAUAUAAGUUCCGUUAAAUUACUCGCUGUAAUUAAGUAUUUUCUCUCUCCGCUAGCAUCUCUUAUUUUGAACAACACAAUCGCUCCAGGAAGAUUGACCGUGCUAUUAUAUUAAUGAAACGUAAAAUGCUUUAUAACAUCUGCUCAACAUGUCGGAACAGGUCGGAUCAGUGACCUGUAAAAAAUCCUCUGACUUUCAAUCGAGGUUUACAAUCAGAUGAGAACUUGAAGAUAAAAUCUUUCUCAAAAUAGACAUUAUCUGUUUAGAUGACAGUGUAAAGUAUCGGAUUAUGGCGAUUAAAACAAAUGAAAACUUCAUACCAUUCUCUAACAGCGUGACUUUCAGAAAGCCUCGAGGGACGGACUUGGUAACCGCUUCUGAAUUGAUACCAGGCUUCUAUCGGUCAAAGUCAAAUGUCCCGACCCUGGGGUCGCUUCACACGAUCAAAAGCCCGACAGGGGGAUAGUCCUAGACAUCAACUCCCCUCCCCUUGCCCGCACUCCACUCCCCCCCCCCACGGGAUUUACAUUGAUAGGUGCAUAAAACAACUACUUUUAUGUUGGAAACUAGUCAGGAUCUGUGUUGGGGGUGGGUGGGGGGGAGUAAAGUUAUGUGGCUCUCUCCUCCGCAAAGAAGCCUAAAAAAAAAGAGGACUGAGAUGUGUGGACCAAAAACUUCCAUGGGGCUUAUUUUUCUGCCUAUCUCCAACCCUCUGGUGAAACAAAGAGUCCUCUGCUAGGAGAGCUACAACCCCAGACAAAACACUUGAGCCUGACAUUUCCAUGGAUUUUCUAACUCGUGCCAUGAAUCUCCGCUCAAAGGAGCAAAGUCUGCCCCCCUCCUUUACUUACCCCCUGUUAAAUGUUGUUUAGGCUAACAUCUAAAAAUAGGUAUUUUCCUCUAAUUAUUGUUUUGUGUCCUAACAGGUUUUGUCUGAUGUUGUAGCUUUUAGUACCGGGCAACAUUAUUGCUUUGCAGUAUCAUUAACCUGGCCCACAUUUUUUUUAUGAACAGGUCCCUAAGUAUUGUUGUUGACAUCAGCUGCGAUGCAAGCAGUCCUAACAACCCUCUGCCAUUUUACGACACUUGCACAUCCUUCAAAGAGCCAACUUGCAGAGUGAAACUAAAGUAAGUCAUUCCAAGAUAGAGUUUCUUUGAUGAUUAAGAAGACAGGGAAAUCUACCAUCAGAAAGGUCAGAAAAAUUUCCCAGCACCAGAUAAGAGUCGAACUCACGACCCUCCGCGUUCUGAGAUCGUACACUCUAAUCACUCAGCUACUGGAGCACUCUAUGGCGAGUUGUUUGUAAUUUAAUUACGACUUUUGAAACUAGUUUAACAGAGUUGUUGCUAUUUUUAAGGGUUUGAAUUGGUAAAACUACCGUAACGGGUAACUUGAAGAAAAAAAUCGCAAAAAACUAAUUGUUAUGUUGUCUUGCUUUGUAUUUUUAGCAAGUCAUCAAAGCCCUUAGAUGUUGUUGCCAUUGAUCAUUUUCCCUCCUUAUUGCCGAGAGAAAGUAGCACAAGAUUUGCAGAUGACUCUACUCCACAUUUGCUCAAAUUAACUCAGGUGUGCUUUGACUAUCUUAAAAUACACCAAAAGUAGUUUUUCUCUUUAUUCCCGGGCUGUGGUGAUGAAUGGAAAGUAAAACAUUCAAAUAAGCCAGGAUAACUUUUAGGUUUUGGGGCUUUUCUGUUCUCUUGAAUGAGCUCGUGGCUUAGCUUGGCCUAUAGGCUGGAUGACGUUCAAAUUAUUGCAAGGGACUUAGGUAAAAGGUGACCGAUAAACUGGUCUGCUUUAAAUGUACCUGAACGCCGGCAGUUACGGCGCGGACAGGAUAUAGACAUCAAAGAAUAAGUCCACACCAGGGUGUCAUAACUCGGAAAGGUUAUCGCUGGCAUUGAAAAAGUCUUCAAAACCGCUGAGCCUGAGAAACUUCUCGGGUACGUGUAUUGUAUGGGGUUACUCUCCGUAGCGGGCGGGAUUUAGCUAAGCGUGCCGAGGUGCUUUUUGUUUCAGCAGUACAGCAGUGAGAAGAACGGGUCUUUAACCCCUGGAGCCGCCCCAGCGGCCUUACCGCUAGUUACUCGUAUACGCGCGCAGUGCUGAAGAGCAUUCCACCCCCUAGCCUGUGUACAGACCCCUCCUCCCCUCAGGAAGCCUAUGUGUUCUUCGAACUCCUAGUUUGGGGAGAAUCAUUGCGUCGGAGAGUUUUAAUGUCCGUGAUAUGAGCCAGUCAUCUUGUAAGUUCUUAGGAAUGAUUUUGUUGCUUUGCUUUUCACAGGUUGAUUCUUAUCCCGUGUGGGUGAAUGCCAAGAAAAUGUUUGACCUAAAAUCGGCAGAAGCCGAGGCUCUCCUUAAAAAAUAAGAAAAACAACAGAUGAGGCAACGCUAUCUUCGUUAACUGGAACAUAUGCAUCAGAAGAAGAUCAGACGCAGCUGGCUUGCGAAAAUUAAAAUGGUAGAGGCAAUAAAAUAUUUGACGUCCACACUGGCGUUUUCAUAUGAGUUACACGUUCGAUCACUGGCCUAUACGGG